AUUUUGCACUUGAACGCAGGUAAUGCAGAUACUCUAGGCACUGAACUAUUAGAGAGUUUGUUGAAGAUGGCUCCAACCAAGGAAGAAGAACGCAAACUAAAAGAAUACAAAGAUGAUUCUCCAAGCAAGAUUGGGGUUGCUGAGAGAUUUUUGAAGGCAGUUCUUGAUAUACCUCAUGCAUUCAAAAGACUAGAUGCAAUGCUAUACGUAUCCAAUUUUGAUUCAGAAAUUGAGUACCUCAAAAAGUCAUUUGAAACUCUGGAGACAGCUUGUGAAGAAUUGAGGUCAAGCAGAAUGUUCCUAAAACUUCUAGAAGCAGUUUUGAAGACUGGAAAUCGCAUGAAUGUUGGAACAAAUCGGGGUGCUGCACAUGCCUUUAAGCUAGACACACUCCUCAAGCUUGUCGAUGUCAAAGGGGCUGAUGGGAAAACCACACUUUUGCAUUUUGUUGUUCAGGAAAUAAUAAGGAGUGAAGGUGCCCGUCUUUCCAGUGGGAACAGCAAUGACAAGUCAUCUGUCAAUGAUGAUGCCAAGUGCAGGAAGCUCGGCCUUCAAGUUGUGUCAGGUCUCAGCUCAGAGUUCUCGAAUGUGAAGAAAGCUGCUGCGAUGGAUGCUGAUGUGCUUAGUAGUGACGUGUCGAAGCUUUCAAAAGGAAUUGGGAACAUUGCAGAGAUUGUAAGACUAAAUGAAGCAACAACACCUUUGCAGGAAGGCAGCAGCCAUAGAUUUUCCGAGUCAAUGAACAGUUUCAUGAAGAAAGCCGAGGAAGAGAUUAUAAAGAUUCAAGCCCAAGAAAGUGUUGCUCUGUCUCUAGUGAAGGAAAUUACCGAAUACUUCCACGGAAACUCAGCCAUGGAAGAGGCUCAUCCUUUUCGAAUCUUCAUGGUUGUGAGGGACUUUUUAACGGUUCUUGAUCGGGUAUGCAAGGAAGUUGGAAUGAUAAAUGAACGAACAAUAGUCAGCAAUGCCCACAAAUUUCCAGUACCUGUGAAUCCAAUGCUACAACAAGUAUCAGGUGGAUUCCCUGUUAGGAGGCAAGACACUUCAUCGGACGAGGAGUCCACGUCCCCUUAAUAUUUA
Messenger RNA from Olea europaea var. sylvestris, 1080 nucleotides. RefSeq names its product formin-like protein 1. Bases 67 to 1074 code for a protein of 335 amino acids. NCBI's taxonomy places the organism in Eukaryota, Viridiplantae, Streptophyta, Magnoliopsida, Lamiales, Oleaceae. The transcript is spliced from 2 exons. The record is from RefSeq and is a predicted model, not a curated record. Gene Ontology annotation, molecular function: actin filament binding. Gene Ontology annotation, biological process: actin cytoskeleton organization; actin nucleation.